Monoraphidium neglectum is the source of this 1782-nucleotide messenger RNA. RefSeq lists its product as hypothetical. Gene Ontology annotation, molecular function: ATP binding; ATP hydrolysis activity; ABC-type transporter activity. The record is from RefSeq and is a predicted model, not a curated record. Bases 1 to 1782 code for a protein of 593 amino acids. The transcript is spliced from 17 exons. Gene Ontology annotation, cellular component: membrane. NCBI's taxonomy places the organism in Eukaryota, Viridiplantae, Chlorophyta, Chlorophyceae, Sphaeropleales, Selenastraceae.
AUGCAGUCGUUUGGGGAGGUCGGCGGCAUGAACGUGACGAUCAAGGACCUGACCUACAGCGUGGCAAACCACGCGUCAAAGAAGCGGGAGACCAUAAACCUGCUGACGGGGAUUACGGGGUUCUUCGAGCCCCGAGCCAUGUCUGCGCUCAUGGGCCCCAGCGGCAGCGGCAAGACGACGCUGCUGGAUCUGCUGGCGGGGCGCAAGACCGCGGGCCGCGCCACGGGGGAGAUCCUGUUCGCCGGCAACAAGCCCACGCGCGCCUUCCUGCGGCGGUACACCGGAUACGUGGAGCAGUUUGACACGCUGCUGCCGGGCCUGACUGUGGAGGAGAUGCUGCUGUACACGGCGGAGCUCACGCGGCCGCGGCAGGAGGGGCGCGCAGCCAAGAGGGACGCGGUGGAGGAGCUGCUGGACAAGUUGGCCCUGACAACGUGCCGCGGGGUCAAGAUAGGCAACCCCCUGGAGAAGGGCAUCAGCGGGGGCCAGGCCAAGCGCACCAACAUCGGCAUCGCGCUCAUCACCAACCCGCGCGUCCUCAUGCUGGACGAGCCCACCAGCGGCCUCGACAGCUUCACGGCCAACGAGGUGAUCUCCCUGGUCAAGGGUCUGACGUCAGAGGGCGUCACCAUUGUGGCCACCAUCCACUCCCCAACCGCCUACGCCUUCUCCCUGUUCGACAGGCGCGCUCCGCUCAGGGUCUGCUCCCUGAUGAUGCUGGUGAAAGGCCGCCUGGUGUACUUUGGGGCCAGCGGCGCCCCCGCCGUCGAUUACAUGCGCUCGCUCCCGGCCGCGCACACCAGCGGCCUCUCCUACCAACCCAACCUCAACGAAGUGGUGCGCUUGGGCAUCGGCUUUGGCUCUAUCCUGUUGCCUUUGGCUGCUUAUUGUGUGGUUCACGAGGAGUGGUUUGUGGACCUGUUUGCCCUGGCGGACCGCCGCGGCGACGCGGCGGUGUUUGCGGAUGCGUACGAGGCGUCAGAGCUCAAAAAGGUGACGGAGAAGCGCGUGUCCCAGCUGGUGUCUGAGCGCCACCUGGUGCCGUCUGCGGUGGCGCGUGAGCUGGCGGUGCGGCACGCCACCGUGACGCCGUGGUGGUGGUCGCUCUGGGUGCUGCUGCGGUACCGGACGUUCCUCAACUGGCGGGACCCCUCAUUCCUGGCCGCCAGGCUGGCGGACAAGGUCGUCAUGGGGGCGCUGCUGGUGACGCUCUUCUGGGGCAUGGGUGCGGACUUUUCGCUGGAAAACUACCUGAACAUUGCCGCGCUGCUCUUCAUGUGGUGCACCAUCCCCGCCUUCGGGGCCGCGACCUUUGUGCCCUCACUCGUGAUGGAGCGGCCGCUGUUUGUGAGGGAGCGGCACGACGGGCUCUACAGGGUGUCCACGUACCUCAUGAUGAAGAUGAUAGAGGAGAUCGGCAUCGCGAUUGUGGGCAGCAUCAUGAUGGCGGUCAUCGUGUACUUUGGGGCCAAGAUGCAGGGCAGCUUCCUGGUGGUCUGGAUGGUUUACUUUGCGACACUCUGCGUCGGCAUCACAAUGGCCUACUCCAUCUCAGCGCUGUGCCCCACCAUAGACGUCGCCAACGCGGCCCUGCCGACCUACGUGGCCACGCUGACGUUUGUGUCCGGCUUCAUUAUCCGCUUCGACAACAUACCCGUCUGGUGGAGGCUCUGCCCCCGCAGCUCUGCCCCCGCAGACAAUUCUGCGCGCUCCUACCGGGUAUCGCGGGGGCGGCCGCGCCGCGACCUGCGGGCGGGAGACGCGCUUUGGAACGGUCCCUGA